GAAGCGAACCCUGCCUCUCGCAUCGUCGUUGCAGCCUCAGCGAGCGAGAGAGUGUGGGGGAGAGAGAGAGAGAUCAGAAAUGGCGCCGAAGCAGCAGAAGCAGAGCAGGAAUCCGGAGCUGAUCCGGGGGAUUGGCAAGUUCUCGAGAUCGAAGAUGUACCACAAGAGGGGCCUGUGGGCCAUCAAGGCCAAGAACGGCGGCGCCUUCCCCCGCCACGAUCCCGUCGCCAAACCACCGUCCCCUGCCGCCUCCAAACUCCCCAAGUUCUACCCUGCCGACGACGUCAAGAAGCCUCUCCUCAACAAGCGCAACCCCAGACCCACCAAGCUCAGGGCAAGCAUCACCCCCGGAACUGUGCUAAUUAUACUUGCCGGGAGAUUCAAGGGAAAGAGAGUUGUGUUUCUGAAGCAGCACUCCUCCGGAUUGCUCUUGGUUACUGGGCCAUUCAAGAUCAAUGGUGUGCCCCUAAGACGGGUGAAUCAGUCUUAUGUCAUCGCAACCUCCACAAAGGUCGAUGUGUCCGGAGUUAAUACUGAGAAAUUUGAUGACAAAUACUUUGCUAAGAAAGUUGAGAAAAAGAAAAACAAAGGGGAAGGCGAGUUCUUUGAGGCAGAGAAAGAGGAGAAGAAUGUACUUCCGCAAGAGAAGAAAGAUGAUCAGAAAUCAGUGGACGCGGCAUUGAUAAAAUCAAUCGAGAGCGUGCCGGAUUUGAAGACGUAUUUAGCUGCCAGGUUCUCCUUGAAGGCGGGCAUGAAGCCGCACGAGCUGGUCUUCUAGACAGUGUGAACUGCUUCUGGUUUCCGGACUUUCUAUAUUUCUCUCUCCAAAUUUUGAGUUGGCUCAGAAGAUGACUGCUUUUAAGAUUAUCGAUUAUAGUAGGCAUCUCAAUGUUUGUUAUGUAGUUAAAUUUGGUUGGAUGGAUUCUUGUUUUCUGUCUUUUCCUCCAUUUGAGUCCUGAGUUCGCGAUUUGAAGUAAUUCCAUAUGCCAAAAUCGAUUCUUUUU
This is a messenger RNA of Syzygium oleosum, 1004 nucleotides long. Its product is annotated as 60S ribosomal protein L6-like. The transcript has 4 exons. Gene Ontology annotation, cellular component: ribosome; cytosolic large ribosomal subunit. Gene Ontology annotation, biological process: ribosomal large subunit assembly; cytoplasmic translation. Gene Ontology annotation, molecular function: RNA binding; structural constituent of ribosome. The record is from RefSeq and is a predicted model, not a curated record. Lineage: Eukaryota; Viridiplantae; Streptophyta; Magnoliopsida; Myrtales; Myrtaceae. Bases 80 to 778 code for a protein of 232 amino acids.